This is a messenger RNA of Budorcas taxicolor (takin), 1473 nucleotides long. RefSeq names its product cytochrome P450 2C19-like. The record is from RefSeq and is a predicted model, not a curated record. Gene Ontology annotation, biological process: xenobiotic metabolic process. Gene Ontology annotation, molecular function: heme binding; iron ion binding; oxidoreductase activity, acting on paired donors, with incorporation or reduction of molecular oxygen, reduced flavin or flavoprotein as one donor, and incorporation of one atom of oxygen. The transcript has 9 exons. Gene Ontology annotation, cellular component: cytoplasm; intracellular membrane-bounded organelle. NCBI's taxonomy places the organism in Eukaryota, Metazoa, Chordata, Mammalia, Artiodactyla, Bovidae. The coding region runs from base 1 to 1473 and encodes 490 amino acids.
AUGGAUCUGGCUGUGGUCCUGGUGCUCUGUCUCUCCUGCCUGCUUCUUCUCUCGCUCUGGAAACAGAGCUCUGGGAAGGGGAAGCUCCCCCCAGGCCCCACUCCUCUCCCGAUUCUUGGAAAUAUCUUUCAGCUAGAUGUUAAGAAUAUCAGCAAAUCUUUAACCAGUCUCUCAAAAGUCUACGGACCUGUGUUCACUGUGUAUUUUGGAAUGAAGCCCACGGUAGUUUUGCAUGGAUAUGAAGCAGUGAAGGAGGCUCUGAUUGAUUUGGGAGAGGAGUUUUCUGGAAGAGGCAGUUUCCCAGUGAUUCAAAGAACUGUUAAGGGAUAUGGAAUCGUAUUCAGCAACGGGAAAACAUGGAAGGAGACCCGGCGCUUCUCGCUCAUGACGCUGCGGAAUUUCGGGAUGGGGAAGAGGAGCAUCGAGGACCGUGUUCAAGAGGAAGCGCGCUGCCUAGUGGAGGAGCUGCGGAAAACCAACGGGUUGCCCUGUGAUCCCACUUUCAUCCUGGGCUGUGCUCCCUGCAAUGUGAUCUGCUCCAUUAUUUUUCAGAACCGUUUUGAUUAUAAAGAUCAGAGUUUUCUAAAUCUAAUGAAAACAGUAAAUGAAAAUAUCAAGAUUUUGGGCUCUCCGUGGAUGCAGGUCCUCAAUAUUUUCCCUGUGCUCCUUGAUUUUUUCCCAUGGAGUUAUAAAAAAUUUUCUACAAAUAUUGCUUAUGUAAAAAAUUAUGUUUUGGAGAAAACAAGGGAACACCAAGCAUCCCUGGAUAUUAACAAUCCUCGAGACUUUAUUGAUUGCUUCCUGAUCAAGAUGGAGCAGGAAAAACACAAUCAUCAGUCAGAAUAUACAUUUGAAAACCUGACAAUCACUGUAUCUGAUUUGUUUGGAGCUGGGACAGAGACAACGAGCACCACGCUGAGAUAUGGACUCCUCCUCCUGCUGAAGCACCCAGAGGUCACAGCUAAGAUCCAGGAAGAGAUUGACCGUGUGAUUGGCAGACACCGGAGCCCCUGCAUGCAGGACAGGACCUGCAUGCCCUACAUGGAUGCUGUGGUGCAUGAGAUCCAGAGAUACAUUGACCUGGCUCCCACGAGUGUACCUCAUGCUGUGAAUUGUGACGUAAAAUUCAGAAACUACCUCAUCCCCAAGGGCACAGAUAUAUUAACAUCACUGACUUCUGUGCUACAUGAUGACAAAGAAUUCCCCAACCCAGAGGUAUUUGACCCUGGCCACUUCCUGGAUGAGAAUGGCAACUUUAGGAAGAGUGACUAUUUCAUGGCUUUCUCAGCAGGAAAACGGGUUUGUGUGGGAGAGGGCCUGGCCCGCAUGGAGCUGUUUUUAUUCCUGACCACGAUUUUACAAAAAUUUACCUUGAAAUCUCUGGUUGACCCAAAGGACAUCGACACCACCCCAGCUGUUACUGGAAUAGCUACUGUGCCACCUCCUUACCAGCUCCGCUUCAUUCCUGUAUGA